CCCCAGCUCAACGCCACGGAAUGCGAUGCCUAUUAUUAAAGAAUAAUCAUGAUAAUUAAUUAAAAUACUCAUUAAAUCCUCCCCGCCGCGGGAUGUACGUUGGGACUGGGAGCUGGAGGGUGGUGGAGGGGGGGGGAACCCGGCUCGCUCCGGCCCGAGCGGGUCCGUCGGAUUCGUCAAGGUCGUUUUUAAUGAGCUCGUUUGCAAACUCAGUCGGGCAGCGGAGGCCGAGGCGGGAGGACGGGUGAGGGGUGCUACAAAAACGGGGGUGCAGUCCCCUGAAACGUCCCCGGGAUGGAGCGCCCUGUCCCCGGGGGGCUGCGGGGGGAGAAGGAAGAGGAGAAGGAGGAAGAGAGGGUGCUGGUGUCAGAGCACAACUGGAGACCCUGCCCCACCGCCCGGAGAAGGGUCCGAGGGUGCUUGGCGUGGGUGAGGCGGCAGCUGUUCCGCGUCGGGGAGGAUUGGUACUUCCUCUUCAUCCUGGGGGUGCUCAUGGCCACCAUCAGCUUCGCCAUGGACAUCAUCAUCACCAGGAUGUAUGCGGCCCACAUGUGGCUGUACCAAGAGAUCGGGGACAUCGGGGUGCUCAAGUUCCUCUCGUGGACCCUGUUCCCCAUGGCACUGGCCGCCUUCUCCACCGGCUUCUCCCAGAGCAUCACCCCGCACUCUGGAGGCUCCGGCAUCCCGGAGCUGAAGACCAUCCUGAUGGGCGUGGUGCUGGAGGACUACCUGGCCAUCCAGAACUUCGGAGCCAAGGUGGUGGGGCUGACCUGCACCCUGACGUGCGGCAGCACCAUUUUCCUUGGCAAAGUGGGUCCCUAUGUCCACCUCUCUGCCAUGGCCGCAGCCUAUCUGGGGAAGAUGAGGACCACGGUCACGAGGGAAUAUGAGAACAAGUUCAAGCAGCAUGAGAUGCUGGUGGCAGCUCAAGCCGUUGGGGUGGCCACAGUCUUCGGGGCGCCCAUCAGCGGUAAGGACCCCCCUAAUCCCACCCUGGGCACCCCUAAACCUCGCCCUGAUCCCUCUUCCCGUUUUUCCAGGGGUGCUUUUCAGCAUCGAGGUGAUGUCCCCCCACUUUGCCGUGCGGGAUUACUGGCGCGGUUUCUUCGCCGCCACCUGCGGCGCCUUCAUGUUUCGGCUCCUGGCCGUGUUCAACAGCGAGCAAGGCAAGGCAGGGCAGGCAGGAUGUGCCCCCUCUUCCCCUUUACCCUCCCCCAGGACCUUUUUGGGGUGCUCAUCUCCAAACCCACACUCUCAUUCCUGUCCCCCCUCCCAGAAACCAUCGCCGCUGUUUUUAAGAGUGACCUCAAGAUUGAUUUUCCCUUUGACCUCCUGGAGACCUUCUUUUUUCUGAUUUUGGGGGCCAUCUGUGGGAUCGUGGCCUGUGCUUAUCUCUUCUGCCAGCGCUGGAUGAUGGUGGCCGUCAAGAGGAACCGGCUGACGGCCAAGCUCUUGGCCACCGACAAACCUGUGUACACGGUGCUGGUGGUGCUGCUCCUCGCCUCCAUCACCUUCCCGCCUGGGCUGGGGCAGUUCAUGGCCUCCAGGCUCACCAUGAAGGAACUUCUCAUCUCCCUCUUUGACAACCGCACGUGGAGCGUGCUGGCUGCCAACACCUCGGGGGUGGCCAAGCCUGGGGGGCUCUGGCAGGAGUGGGACCAUCCCUCUGCCACCAUCUAUGGCACCUUGACCUUCUUCCUGCUCAUGAAGGUAACCAUGGCUCCCCAAUCUCUGGGUGUGCCUCCCAACAUGGUGUCCCCAUGGGGUGACCCCCGUUGUGCCCCCCCAGUUCUGGAUGCUGAUCCUGGCCACCACCCUGCCCCUGCCAGCCGGGUACUUCAUGCCCAUCUUCAUCUAUGGAGCAGCCAUCGGGCGCCUGGUGGGGGAGGUGGUGGCCCUGCUCUUCCCACAGGGGCUCCAUUCAGGACUCCCACGGCCCAUUAUUCCUGCUGGCUACGCCCUGGCUGGCGCAGCCGCGUUCUCGGGCUCGGUGACCCACGCGGUGUCCACGGCCCUGCUGGUGUGCGAGGCCACCGGGUACCUGGGCCACGUCCUGCCCACCGUGCUGGCCGUGCUGGUGGCCAACGCCAUCAGCCAGAAGAACCAACCGUCCUUCUACGACGCCAGCAUCAUCGUCAAGAAGCUGCCCUACCUGCCCCCCAUCCGCAGCCGGCACAUCGCGUAAGCCCCCGCCCCAAACCCCACGUUUUGGGGGCAUUCUCUGGGAAACAAUGGAAAUUUGGGGGUUUUGUGUUCUCCAGCUCCUACCGAGUGGUGGUGGAGGAGUUCAUGGAGCGCCAGGUGGUGGCCUUGGCCAAGGGGGAUGGUUUCCAGGAGGUGCUGCUGGCCUUGGACGCCACUGCCGAUGCAGAGUACCCUGUGGUGGAGAGCACAGGGUCCCCCACUCUGGUGGGCACCAUCAGCAGGUCCCAGCUGGUCACCUUCCUCCAGAGCCACAAGCACCCUCAGGCCCCCCAAGAGGAGAAGCUGGCCACCGUGGGGACACUCGGGGAUGACUGCGCCAUCGAGCCCAUCAUGCUCCAGUUCUCCCCGUGGACCUCCCUGCACCAGGUCUAUCACCUGUUCCAGCUGCUGAAGCUGCAGCGAGUCUUUGUCACCCGCUCUGGGGAGCUGGUGGGAGCCGUGAGCAGGGCAGAGCUGCAGAGAGCAAUCGAGGACCUGGCCAACCCCAAGUGAUGACGUUUUGGGACCACAGGGGACCCCUCCCCACGGACAUCCCCAUGAAAAGAGGGGGAGUCCUGACCCCCCGGCGGUGUGGGGGGGUCUGUGCUGGGGGCGUUGGUUCUCCGGCAGAGUGUGUUGUGCAUUAAACCAUCGACCCAUCAGU
Molecule: messenger RNA, 2848 nt
Organism: Onychostruthus taczanowskii (white-rumped snowfinch)
Lineage: Eukaryota; Metazoa; Chordata; Aves; Passeriformes; Passeridae
Product: chloride channel protein ClC-Kb-like
Exons: 15
Coding region: 295-2697 (800 amino acids)
Biological process (GO): chloride transport; transmembrane transport
Cellular component (GO): membrane
Molecular function (GO): voltage-gated chloride channel activity
Source: RefSeq, a predicted model, not a curated record